This is a messenger RNA of Cuculus canorus (common cuckoo), 1771 nucleotides long. It is a transcript of the gene CD40, whose product is annotated as CD40 molecule. The coding region runs from base 10 to 1320 and encodes 436 amino acids. Gene Ontology annotation, molecular function: protein binding; antigen binding; signaling receptor activity. The record is from RefSeq and is a predicted model, not a curated record. NCBI's taxonomy places the organism in Eukaryota, Metazoa, Chordata, Aves, Cuculiformes, Cuculidae. The transcript has 9 exons. Gene Ontology annotation, cellular component: CD40 receptor complex; external side of plasma membrane. Gene Ontology annotation, biological process: positive regulation of endothelial cell apoptotic process; positive regulation of angiogenesis; positive regulation of isotype switching to IgG isotypes.
UUCUUCCUAAUGUCCGACUUAAAUCUUCCCCCUUUCCAAUCUAAAGCCAUUCUCCCUCGUCCUAUCACCGCAGGCCCUUGCGAAGGGCCCCGUUUCCCUAGAAGUCUUAUCUUCAGAGCCAAACCAGUUGCGAACAGCGCCACAGCUCGGGGCAGCGCGGGACUCACCCAGCACCGGGGCCACGAGCCUCCGGGCCAGGCACAGCCCACGGCAGCCGCCUCGGGGCGGGGCCGCGACUCCCACGCGGCGCGGGCCGGGAGCCCUGGACCCCGCCCCAGGCCCCGCCGCCGCCCGAGGGGCCGGGCCGGGCCCCCGCCGCUGCUCCCGGCGGCACCGAGUCCGCACCGUGGGGCGGAGCGGCCCGACGGCCCCGAGCCCAGCGGUGCACCCUCCGCGCUCCCGCCCCCCCCGCGCCGGGCCCCGCUCACCGCGCCGGUCCCGCCGCGCCCGAGGCCGCCGCCCGCCAGGACAAAGGCGCCAACCGCGACUGCUGCGCGGCACCGUCGCAAAACGGAGAUGGGAGACGGGAACGAGAAGUUCUGGGAGCCUGGUGAUGCCAUAAGAUGCUUUGAUAAGCAGUAUGAACACAAGGGCAGGUGCUGCAACCGGUGUCAGCCAGGGGAAAAGCUGGUCUCCGAAUGCAAUGUCACAGGAGAUUCUGUUUGCACCCGCUGUGAGAGCGGACACUAUCAGCCGAGCUGGACCAGGGAGAGCCACUGUACUCCCCACGACAUCUGUGAUGACAACACCGGCCUCAUUGUGAAGACACAAGGCAACACAACACACAACACGGUGUGCCAGUGCCGGGUCGGCAUGCACUGCUCUGACACCAGCUGCCAGACCUGCGUGGAGAACCAGCCCUGCCGGCACGGCUUUGGCUUUGUGGCAGCCAAGGCUGUGGCCCGGAUGUCUUCCCCCUGCGAGCCCUGUGCAGAAGGCACCUUCUCCAAUGUUUCUUCUAAAACCGAGCCAUGCCAUCCCUGGACAAGCUGUGAGGAGAAGGGGCUGGUGCUGAAGGUCAAAGGGACGAACACCUCGGAUGUGAUCUGUGAGUCGAGCAGGCGUUCCUCGCUGUCGGUGCUGAUCCCCAUCACAGCUGCAGUCGUCACAUGCCUUGUGGGCAUCUGCAUCUACUGCCUGGUCCGCACCGAUCCCAAGCGACAAGUGCAGAAGCAGGUAGGGGCUGGGAAGCCUGAAGAGAACCUGGAGCCCAUGGAGCAGGGGGAAGUCUUCCCUGUGCAGGAGACCUUGCUUACGCACCAGCCUGUGGCCCAGGAGGACGGCAAGGAGAGCCGCAUCUCAGAGCAGGAGAAGCAGUGAGGGCGCAGGGCACGGCCUCCAACGGGAGCACAGACCGGGGCCAGCACCGUCUGCUCUCCAGACGGGGAGGAAAUCUUUCGUCUGGCACUGCCACAGACGACGCGACGCUGCAGCGGAGCAGGGCACCCGCGGGGCCACCGCGGCAGCGCCCCGGGGCUGCCCCAGCGGAGCCCGUUCCUGCCCGGGGGCCGCGGGGAGCCCGGCGGGCCGGGGCGGCGCUGGUGCGAGCCCCGAGCAGAGCUGGGGCUGCGGGGCCGCCGAGGCAGAGGGGCCCGGAAGGGCCGGCGGUGGAGCUCAGGGGGCGGUGUCUGCGCACCGCGGCCGUGCGGGGCCGGGAGGUGGCGCUGCGGGACCGGCGCGGCGCUCGGCGGGGCUGCCCAGCACCUCCCGCCGUCCCGUGGGCACCGCAGCCCCGUCCCGCACCGCCCGCGGGGCUCGAUCGUUCUCGCCA